Carlito syrichta (Philippine tarsier) is the source of this 2525-nucleotide messenger RNA. It is a transcript of the gene DR1, whose product is annotated as down-regulator of transcription 1. NCBI's taxonomy places the organism in Eukaryota, Metazoa, Chordata, Mammalia, Primates, Tarsiidae. Gene Ontology annotation, cellular component: negative cofactor 2 complex. The transcript is spliced from 3 exons. Bases 142 to 672 code for a protein of 176 amino acids. The record is from RefSeq and is a predicted model, not a curated record. Gene Ontology annotation, biological process: negative regulation of transcription by RNA polymerase II; RNA polymerase II preinitiation complex assembly; chromatin remodeling. Gene Ontology annotation, molecular function: protein heterodimerization activity; core promoter sequence-specific DNA binding; general transcription initiation factor activity.
UCUCCCGGCUCCCCAUCUCCGGCGCCCUCUUCUCGGAGCGCCCCCGGACCGCUCUCCGGGGCGCCUGCUGGGAAUUUCCGAGGAGUAGUGGACCGGAGCCGGGGAGUUUCUAGGUCGGGGCGCGAGACACAGGACGGUACUAUGGCUUCCUCGUCUGGCAACGAUGAUGAUCUCACUAUUCCCAGAGCUGCUAUCAAUAAAAUGAUCAAAGAGACUCUGCCCAACGUUCGGGUGGCCAACGAUGCGCGCGAGCUGGUGGUGAACUGCUGCACUGAGUUCAUUCAUCUGAUCUCCUCUGAAGCCAACGAGAUCUGUAACAAGUCGGAGAAGAAGACCAUCUCGCCGGAGCAUGUCAUACAAGCACUAGAAAGUUUGGGAUUUGGCUCUUACAUCAGUGAAGUAAAAGAAGUCUUACAAGAAUGUAAGACAGUAGCAUUAAAGAGAAGAAAGGCCAGUUCUCGUUUGGAAAACCUUGGCAUUCCUGAAGAAGAGUUAUUGAGGCAGCAGCAAGAAUUGUUUGCAAAAGCUAGACAGCAACAAGCAGAAUUGGCCCAACAGGAAUGGCUUCAAAUGCAGCAAGCUGCCCAACAAGCCCAACUUGCUGCUGCCUCAGCCAGUGCAUCUAAUCAGGCAGGAUCUUCUCAGGAUGAAGAAGAUGAUGAUGAUAUCUGAAAUUCACCAGCUGAGUUUCUUUUUCCUCUAUAAAUGUUUUUCCUGCACAACAAAACAGUGAAAGAAAUGCUUAUCUGUAAUUUUGUAUGCAUCUUGGUGGACUUGCCAUUGGUAUUCUAGGGAUGUCUGCUGUUAAGUUUCAUCUGUUGUGUGCUAUACAUGUAAAAAUUGUCUCUUUGAACUAUUGAAAAUUUAAGGUUCAGUAUAAUAUCAAUUUUGAAUUUUUAAUGGUGUUUAUGAAAUUUUAGAUAGCAGUGAGUCCUUUAUUUGAUCAAUAAACAGUAUUACAGAAAACUUCUCAAGUUUAUAAAAAUACAGUGAAAUUUAUACAGAAGCUCUAAAUCUGCAUUUGCAUUUCUUUUGCCCUUUUACAUAAACUAAAAAUUGGGGCUUUUAAAAUUGUUGAGUGGGGGUGCUGUGCGAGUCAUAGACAUUGGAUCAGGUUGGUGAGAAGAGUUCAGUUUAUAGUAUCUGAAUUUAUCUUUUAAAAUGAGUAGGUAUAUGUAUGGGCAAUAAAUAUAUGUGCUCAACUAGAUACACUUUGUUUAGAAAAACCUUACAACAAGACAUUGAAAAACUAAGAAGGAGGAGUAUGUUUAAUAGUAAUUGUAUAAAUUUGGUGGGCUAUGUUUUUUAUUUUGUUUUUGUUUUAUGUAGAGGUAAAAACUAGUUUUAUCACAGCAUAAUUCAUCUUGAGCUACACUAUGACAUUUUAAAGACUGCCCAAUUUGAGGACUGUCGUCAUUCUUACUGUUUCACUCCAAUUCAAUAAUUGUUAAUAAUAUUAUUUGCUUAGUCCAUCCAUACGUAUAUUAUUCAGAUAUAUAGGUGGGAUUUGUGAAACAAUUGCUUGGGUUCCGUUGGUUUAACUGAGAUUCGUGGAUAUUCAGACCUUUUCUGGGAUAAAGAAAUGAGUUAAUGAGCAUACUUGCUACGAGAGAGGGAUUUUCUUUUAAAUUUAACUUGUGGUUGUAGUUUACUUACUGUUUUUAGCAUUACUUUUACAUUUUCUUGACUAGAUGACCUAGAGUCCAGUGCUACCUUUUGAAAUGGCAUUAUUCUCUCCAUCAUAAUUGAGUAAUAGCUUUAAAAAAGAUUGGUUUUAUUUAAGAAAGGAUAUCAUAACUGAUCAGCGCUAUAUGAAUCAUAAAUAGUUUCAACCUGCUUAUUAAAAGAGAGGAUCUUUAAUUUGGUUCCAAUAAAUAAAAUAUGGUAGGGAUUAUAGGUAUCCAGCGUGUUGAAGAAAUGGCGUAGUAUCUAUAUUUUGAAACAGAAAAGUCACUUAAUAUAGUAGGAAGUACUUAAUUCCUAUGUCAGUUGCCAAAUCCUUUAAAUUUAUAUGUUCACCUAGCCCCAAAACAUAUUAUGGCUACCAGGAUUCCAGUUUUAACUGGAGAGAUAAAUAAGCAAAGUUUUAUCAGUAUUACAUUUCUUGGUGAUCAUAUUUUUGUUAUACAUUUAUUAAACACUCCCCCCCAUAUAAUGAAAAGGUUAAUUUUACUGAUGUUUUAAGUUGAAGUUACUUUAUGGAUGUCAUAUCCAUGAAGUGCAUUUAGAUUAGAUAGAAGGAAUUGUACCAAAGGUAGUCUAGUCUAGAAAAAUAAUAAUAAGUGUUGGCUUUUCUAAUUUGUACUGUAACAUUCUUAUACGUAAUAUUUUAAGUAUAUAUGUUUCUUAAGUAAACAACUUAGAUAUUUUUCCACUUUUUUUUUCUGAUGCAGAGUUCAGGUCACUAUUUUACUGCAUCUGAUAAUGUAUUAUAUAUUUGAAGCCUAGUGACUUUUCAUUUUGACAUUCUUGUGAUUUCAUAUGCUGUAUUCUUUAAGCAAUAAAAUUCUGAUGUAUUUUAUAAA